Microdochium trichocladiopsis is the source of this 1560-nucleotide messenger RNA. RefSeq lists its product as uncharacterized. NCBI's taxonomy places the organism in Eukaryota, Fungi, Ascomycota, Sordariomycetes, Xylariales, Microdochiaceae. The annotation marks the transcript as partial. The transcript is spliced from 4 exons. The record is from RefSeq and is a predicted model, not a curated record.
AGCUUGCGAUUAUGGGGGUAUUUCGAGUCGACCUGUCGGCCAGGCACAGAGCGGGGAUUGCAUUUCAGGGAUAUUCAGUUUGUGGUUUUCUACAACGAAGAGGAGAAGCCAGAGCUUGGUUUUAAGCUUGUUCGUGAUGCGAAAGGAAUGACGGAUAUUCCUAAUGAAAGGCCUCAGCACGUUAUUUACGAGGGAGACUCUCCUGGUCCCCUCUUCCAGAACGGAAUGCUCUUCCAUCUUGCUUUCCUUUUAGCAAAGAAUGCGCUAGAAGGAUAUGAAACGAUCGACAAACUCUUCGCGAAGAGACCCUUUUCAGGGGACAGAAUUUCGAUCAUUCCAUGGAGAAAAGGCAUAGAGGACGAACCCUUCUAUCCUAGCGCAUUCAGCAAAGGUGUUGAGCGAGCGGGCCCGAUCUCUCGCCGUAUCAGAGAGCUUGGAAUACGGGCCGGCUACGCUGAGCCGCCACGCACGCAUGACUUCAGGGCCGGUAGCUUGCUACGUGUUUCAAAACAUCAUACGGAGGCAGAACGCAGAAAACAUGCCGGGCAGAAGGACAACGGCACCUACGAUAAGCAUUACGCAUCAACACUUGCGGCAGAUGGACAAGGUGCAUACUUCACAGGCCGUUCUCGCAAAAGCGUGCUCGAGCUAUUCCAGGAUCUAUCAAUUCGCCGCAACCCUUUUAUGUUGCAAGCACUCCCGGCCCAAAGUCGUGCCGAGUUCGAAGACUCGGAGCCGAUCAAAGAGCUUCAGGCCGAGCUGCGAGCAAUUCAGCGGGGAGACGCGAAUGACGAUACGGCGAGAAAGAGAAAAACGGAACUAUAUCGCAUGCGACGAAGACUCGAGACCGAAGCGUGUCGGAAAUUACGAGAGCAGCAAAUUUUGACACCGUCUGAAGCGAACACCGAGCUCUGUUACCACCGGAGCUAUUUUGACCGGAUACGCUAUCUCAUGCCUGAAAGAGAUCGACUCGCCAACACUCUAUUCCAGCCCGCUCAGCUGCGCGACUCACUCGGACGAAGCGCCCUUGCGGAUUUGAUUGCGCUUUGCACACAGACGCGCGAGGUCCAAUUUCGGCCAGGGUUGGAACCAGACAAGUGCAACUGCAACAAAAGCCAAGAAGAUUACGAUUUGAAACAUGUCCACAACUGCUACAAGGAGCGACAAUCGGUCCCGACGACUUUUUGCUUCAUAUGCCAUCAGUGGAUUUUUGGAAAGACGGAAUGGAAGGCACAUUGCUCAGCACACUUGGGCGACUUGGACACUAUCCCGAAAUUCUGCGACCCCCUCACCUACGGUGGAGUGCUCGCAGCACCUGGGCUUUGUCCAUUCUGUCUCGGGAACGAAAACAUGCCGCCCGAGGUUCGGUUCCAUCAAUUCAUUCACAUUCCCGCAUGGAAAAAGCAUCUGAGCCGUUGCGUUCAGAGUCGAAAGAUUGCGGUAAGCAGCGGUUCUUCGGCGCAGUAUAGUCAUCUGCACUGUCAGGGAAGACCGCCAUUUGCCUCGCUACAGAAGCUCCUCUUCCAUAUCGAGGAUGCCCACGGCUGUCAAUUGAGCUAA